This is a messenger RNA of Diachasmimorpha longicaudata, 1644 nucleotides long. RefSeq lists its product as uncharacterized. The transcript is spliced from 4 exons. Gene Ontology annotation, cellular component: membrane. NCBI's taxonomy places the organism in Eukaryota, Metazoa, Arthropoda, Insecta, Hymenoptera, Braconidae. The record is from RefSeq and is a predicted model, not a curated record. Bases 106 to 1599 code for a protein of 497 amino acids.
AAAGCCUGUCAAUUGCUGUGACAUGAUUUUCGGAGUAUAUAAAACCAGAUUUUCAGUGACGGAGGAACAGUGGAUGUUUAACUACUGGAUAAACAAAUCAUCGUCAUGGUGUCGCUCUUAUUCCCGACCUAUUCUAGAAUUUGGACCAAUUUUGUGAUUAUUUUCGUACUCUUGACAUCCUCCAAUGGAUUUAGAUUCUUCAAGUCAUCGAAAAAUUCAGUGCAAUCGCUUCAGGACUUCGAUCCGGAUAUCGAACCGUAUGAGGAUCGAGGAAAGCACGAGAGAAAACUAUUUGAUUAUUGGAAGAAUGGAGUGAAGAUCGAUCUUCGGGUGGUGCCAGCGGACAAUGAAACGAGUGGUGAUGAUGAUGAUGAUCAUUUUCCAUUCUUUCCGGCGAAGGAUAUCGGCCGAUGUAUCGUCGAUUUUUCGAUCAUGUGCAUCAGAGAUCGAAUGGCUCGAUAUAUCGUUUCUAUGUCGAGUCUCGAUAAAAUUAAUUUGUAUGGAAAAAGUGUGAAGCUCGUCAAAGUUCGGCCUUUGGCCGAGGAGAGGUGGGACGAGCGGUCUUUGGAUCCUGUGAAGAAAGUCGAUCAGAGUAUCGAUGACUUCUUUGAUAGCUUCGCUUUGAGGAUUAGUCUGCCGAAGGGAAACAACAAACGGGAGAUUAAUCAGAUCGAAGUAAUGUAUGAAGAUAGAGGGGCUGUUGAAGGAAGAGGAGGGAAAGGCGGUGGUGGUAAGGGCGGCGGCAAAGGUGGUGGUUGCAAGAAAAUGAUGAUGUGUAUGCUUAUGGCGGCCAAAAUGAAAAUGAUGGGAAUGAUUGGAUUAAUGUCCAUGAAGGGACUGAUGAUGGCCGGCAUAUCAAUGAUGAUGACAAAAGCGAUGUUAUUGAUGCAAAUAAUGAGUAAGAAAGGAGGUGGAGGAGGCGGCGGAUACGGAGGUGGUGGAUAUGGAGGCGGUGGGGGUGGUGGACAAUUAAAGGAGAUCGUGCUUUUGACGAAAGCCAGUGGUGGAGGGGGUGGAGGAUGUGGAGGAGGAGGAGGAGGAGGAGGCGGUGGAUGUGGUGGUGGAUCACCACCACCCCCAUCAUCAAGCUAUGGAGCACCGCCACCGUCAAGCUACGGAGCACCACCGCCGACUGGCGGUGGAGGAGGGGGAGGCGGAUAUGAUUUUAACUCACAGGGUGGUGGUGGUGGUGGUGGCUGGGGACGUAGCUUCGGCAAUGGAAUAUCUAUGACAUCAACUACCAAACAAUUAUCGAAUCGUCCUUCACAGAUCGUUAACACGUCGGGCAUCACCGGUCAACCUGAGAAUCAGGAAAAGUUUAUUGGUCAUAAUUGGAUUACGAAUUAUCAGCCAGAGGGGGAGCGAAUUGGUGAGGUUGUGGAGAUCUCGGAAAGUACAAAAGCUAAUGAUGAGGAUGGAAACAAACGGGUGAAUCGAAAGAGGAAUUUUGAUGGCGAUACUGGCGACAAUAGAAUCAGUGGACCGGCAGUUGUUUAUGCUGACAAUUGGCAGAAUUACGAAGCUGCUGAUCGUAUUUGGGAUGCUGUCAGUCCAAUUGUUGCGUCCAGAAUUGUACCAUUGGCCAAAAAAAUUGAGUGAAUUGUAAUUCAAUAUUGUUAUACUGUAGUUGACAUAUAUUUUACG